CCCACCCACUCACUUUCUCAUUGACGCCUCCUCUUCUUUAUUCGUAGUUGAAGUUGACCACUCUUCAACGCCAUAACUACUGAGAAUAUUACAAGAACUUGCCCCCUUCCCCCUUUCACACACAUAUAUUAUAUAUAUCAGCCAUUCAAUUGGGUUUUCCCCUGCUAACCAAUUCGAUCAAUUGCAUCUAUAUUGUGUGUUGGUCUCUGUCUCUGGGUGGGAAUUGGAAGAGAGAUUGAGACAUGGAGAAAGCUCUCAACAGACAGAGAAUCCUGCUUCAGCAUCUCCAACCCACUUCCCAUUCUGGGUCCUCUUCUCAGACCCAGGAGUCUGCUAACUUGACUGCUUCAAUAUGUGCUGCUGGAGAUAAUGCAGCUUAUCAUAGAACUGCGGCUUUUGGGGAUGACAUUGUUAUUGUGGGAGCAUAUCGAACUGCAAUUUGCAAGGCCAGACGUGGGGGGUUCAAGGAUACUCAUCCCGAUGAUCUGCUCGCUCCGGUCCUUAAGGCAGUGUUAGAGAAAACAAAUACGAACCCAGCGGAGGUGGGGGAUAUAGUUGUUGGUACGGUUUUGGCCCCGGGCUCACUGAGAGCGACCGAGUGUAGGAUGGCUGCAUUUUAUGCGGGCAUUCCUGAGACGGUGCCCAUUAGGACUGUCAACAGGCAAUGCUCAUCCGGCCUUCAAGCAGUUGCUGAUGUUGCCGCCUCCAUAAAAGCCGGAUUUUAUGACAUUGGAAUUGGUGCUGGACUGGAAUCAAUGACUGUAGAUGCAAUUGGCAGGGUUCCAAAUGUUAAUCCGAGAGUGGAAAUGUUUGCUCAAGCCCAGGAUUGUCUUCUUGCUAUGGGGAUCACUUCUGAAAAUGUGGCUCAGCGCUAUGGUGUUACUCGCCAAGAGCAAGACCACGCCGCUGUCGAGUCUCAUAGACGAGCUGCUGCUGCAACUGCUUCUGGCAAAUUCAAGGACGAGAUAAUUCCAGUCACAACCAAGCUCGUGGACCCGAAAUCUGGAGACGAGAAGCCUGUGACGAUUUGUGUGGAUGAUGGUAUCCGAGCAAACACGAACAUGGCAGACCUAGCAAAGCUGAAGCCUGCAUUUAAAAAGGAUGGAGCCACAACUGCUGGGAAUGCUAGUCAAGUGAGUGAUGGAGCUGCUGCUGUGCUGCUCAUGAAGCGAAGUAUGGCUUUACAAAAGGGACUUCCGAUUCUCGGUGUUUUCAGGAGUUUCGCUGCAGUUGGUGUGGACCCCGCUGUCAUGGGGAUCGGUCCGGCAGUGGCUAUUCCAGCUGCAGUGAAGUCAGCAGGGCUGGAGCUUGAUGAUAUCAAUCUCUUUGAAAUCAAUGAGGCAUUUGCAUCUCAGUAUGUUUACUGCUGUAAGAAGCUGGAGCUUGACCCUGAGAAGGUCAAUGUCAACGGAGGCGCGAUAGCUCUCGGGCAUCCUUUGGGCGCUACAGGUGCUCGGUGUGUUGGAACUCUACUGAACGAGAUGAAGCGUCGAGGAAGAGACUGCCGGUUCGGGGUUAUUUCCAUGUGCAUAGGUACGGGAAUGGGUGCAGCAGCUGUUUUUGAGAGAGGGGACUCUGUCGAUGAGAUACAAAAUGCCCAAACCAUUGGGCACAACAAUCUCCUUUCCAAGGAUGCUCGUUAGACACAGAUUCCCAAGUUGCACGAUGUUGUGGUGUCCAACCUAGGAUUGUGGGGGCAUAUCGAAUAGAGGAAUAGGCAAACAGUUUAUGCUGUAAAGUGAAUAAACAGCCAGGGAGGCCUGCUCCCGAGGGUGAUCUUCAUUUCAUCAGGACUUCAAUUUUUCCAGCAACCGUGUAAUGGCUUACCCAUGUUGUUUAGUGUUGUUAUAUAUGGAGUAUUCUAUCUAUAUACGCUUUAUGCUAGCCAA
Messenger RNA from Punica granatum (pomegranate), 1889 nucleotides. The record is from RefSeq and is a predicted model, not a curated record. NCBI's taxonomy places the organism in Eukaryota, Viridiplantae, Streptophyta, Magnoliopsida, Myrtales, Lythraceae.